AUGAUGCCCCGGCCGCGGUUAGCCCAGGGCCUUCGCAGCCUGAGACUUGUUCCGAGGCUGCCGUCUGGCUGCAUUGCACAGCAGCAGGCACGGUGCAACAGUCGACUCAGCGCCGCGCCGCGCCUGGCCAUUCCGGGCUGCUCUCCACGACUUGCAACUAGCCGCGACUCCAGGCUGUCUCUGCGAUUCCAGCCGCGACUGUUUUCCACGUCAUCCGCACUUUCCCACGGCCAUGUGGAUCCUCCAAAGCCAGGCGAAGAGCUAUACGUUACGUUCAUCGAUAAGGAGGGCCUCGAAUACAAACUUGCCGUGUCCAAGGGUGACAACCUGUUGGAUAUCGCCCAGGCCCAUGAUCUGGAAAUGGAGGGCGCGUGUGGCGGCUCGUGUGCCUGUUCCACAUGCCAUGUCAUUGUGACAGACGAGGAGUUCUUCGACAAGAUACCCGCGGCCGACGACGACGAGAACGACAUGCUCGACCUGGCGUUUGGGCUUACCGAGACGAGCCGCCUGGGCUGCCAGGUCGUCAUGACGCCCGAGCUAGAUGGCCUGCGGGUCAAGCUGCCCUCCAUGACGAGGAACCUGCAAGAAAGCGAUUUCAAGUGA
Molecule: messenger RNA, 603 nt
Organism: Lasiosphaeria miniovina
Lineage: Eukaryota; Fungi; Ascomycota; Sordariomycetes; Sordariales; Lasiosphaeriaceae
Product: 2Fe-2S ferredoxin-type domain-containing protein
Exons: 2
Coding region: 1-603 (200 amino acids)
Biological process (GO): P450-containing electron transport chain; positive regulation of oxidoreductase activity
Cellular component (GO): mitochondrion
Molecular function (GO): 2 iron, 2 sulfur cluster binding
Source: RefSeq, a predicted model, not a curated record